Molecule: messenger RNA, 189 nt
Organism: Puma concolor (puma)
Lineage: Eukaryota; Metazoa; Chordata; Mammalia; Carnivora; Felidae
Product: keratin-associated protein 19-4-like
Source: RefSeq, a predicted model, not a curated record
AUGAGAUACUACGGCAACUACUAUGGAGGCCUGGGCUGCAGCUGUGGAGGCUUCGGUGGCCUGGGCUGCGGCGGCUGGGGAUGUGGCAGCUUCCGCAGACUGGGCUGUGGCUGGGGCUGGGGAGGCCUCAGACAUGGCUCCUGCCGCCCACUGUGCUACGGCGGAUAUGGGUUCUCUAGCUUCUACUGA